AUGCUGAGACCCGCGACGCCGUUGACGAUACUCUUGACGGCGGCCCUGGCCCUGCUCAUUAUAUCUGUCAUAUCGGCGCCUGUCUCAAAAUCUAUCUAUCUUGGAAAGAAUGGCGACACCAUAUUCGGCGUUCUUGGCAGAUGCACCGGUGACAAGUGCAGCAGCGCUGGCAUUGGCUACGAUGUCACGGCCGAUGGCCCAGGUAAAUUUACCAUGCCAGACUCUGUUCGCCAGACGCUCUCGAAAACUCUCAUUCUGCACCCAAUCGCCGCCGCCCUCACACUCGUCAUGUUGGUCAUGGCCGGAGUUUCUCACAUACACUCCGCCGCCCACUCCGCCCGGUACCUUCUCGCCCUCUUUAUCUUUACGCUUCUCGCCUUUCUCGUUGCCCUUGCCGCCACCAUCAUCGACUUCAUCCUCUUUGUCCCGCACACGGCCUUUGGUACCUACCUCGUCCUCGCUGCCGCCGUCAUUCUCCUCAUCAGCACGAUUGUGACAUUUUCUAUGCGCCGAGCUAUGGUUGGUAGAAAGGCCCGCAGGAGAAAGAUUGCUGAGAAUGCCGAGAUGAGUGGCGAGAAUUACUACAACCGCGAGGAUCCUUUGAAGCCCAUGGCUACCACCAUGUCUGGCGCAGCUGCGGGCGCGGAUGGCCUACCCGUGUUUGCCUCGUACGAGAGAACUCAGCAAAAGGAUGACCAAGUUAGUGACGAGCGCAUCCCACUAACACAGGUUCGCACUGCGGACCGCUCGCCCGGAACAAACGCCACCGACCUCGCAAACGCUGGUUCCUCAAACCCCACCUCGCGUGACAGAUAUGGAGGCCAGCUUGGCCAGGGUGAUCCCUAUGGCCCUCAGACUCAGGGAUAUGGCCCAAAUAGCCGUCCUAGUAGAGGAAACAUGCCUGGCUAUCGUGGAGGCGGCGCGCCGCGCGGUGGUCGCGGGGGCUACAAUGGUUAUGGCUCUCAAGCUCGCAGAAGAGAUAGUUACGGCCGCGGCGGCAUGGGGCCUCGCGGUAGAGGCGGCCCGUAUGGCCAACCUCGGGAUGGAUAUGGUGGACCAGCUAUGACUGGUGCUGCCGCUGCAGGAGGUGUCAUGGCAGGAGCCGCAAUGGCCCGUGGUGGCCGCCAGGGUUAUGAUCAACGAUCAGCGCCUGGAACUUACGAUAGCUACGGCAACCAGCCAGCCAACGGCCAAGGAGACUACACCAACUGGGGGUCACAAAGCACCCCAAGCCACGCAAACACCGAAGCAGACCUACCACGCGCCGAAUCGCCACCACCUCUACCCGCUGAGACCCCAGCAUCCGCCGGUUUUGGCCAGCCUCCCGAGAUGGCUUCUGGCGCGUCGGGGCAUCACGGAUACGGCGCAGCAGCCGCCACCACGACCUCGGAGCAUGACGCCGGUGCCACUGGCAUGGUUCACAUGCAGCAGGGUCAUCCAGUUGGGCAGCCUCGCCCUGGCUACGUGAGCGACGGAAGCAAGUACAGCACCGAUGAGUACGUCCCACCACGCGCCGCAUGGAACCAAGCCUCCGGCAGACGAUCCCCUGGAGGCCAGUCUCCUGUCUAUGGCGUCGACCGUCGCCCCUCAGUGCCCGAAUACCGCGGGCCAACCAGUCCUCUAGCUGCUGGCCCCAGCGCCUAUUACGAGGACGUAGAGCCGCGCUACGAAUCGCCGGCCCCCCACGCCGGUCUUGUAACUGCGUCUCCAGGACCCAUAUACGAGGAUGCGCACGCCAUGGAUGGAUCACGCAGCCCGGCAGGUUCGGUGCGAUCCAACUUUACGUCCGUCUCACAGCGAGGCAUCAACCCACGCUGGAACCCGCACCAUCAUCCCAUGCCAGGCAACGGCGCGCGGCGGGCCGUGCAGCAACGUCAAGAUAUGCUCCUGGACAACCCCGACUUUCAGCUCGCAGGGGGCCGCUCCGGCAAGCCCAAGCAUGGCAACCCGUCCGGCCUAGUCCCUGGCAGCGCAUAUCCGAACGCGCCAAUGUAA
Cordyceps fumosorosea ARSEF 2679 is the source of this 1995-nucleotide messenger RNA. Its product is annotated as Actin cortical patch SUR7/pH-response regulator PalI. The record is from RefSeq and is a predicted model, not a curated record. Gene Ontology annotation, cellular component: plasma membrane; growing cell tip; cell division site. Lineage: Eukaryota; Fungi; Ascomycota; Sordariomycetes; Hypocreales; Cordycipitaceae. The transcript is spliced from 2 exons. The coding region runs from base 1 to 1995 and encodes 664 amino acids.